Messenger RNA from Carcharodon carcharias (great white shark), 1726 nucleotides. RefSeq names its product syntaxin binding protein 6 (amisyn) (gene stxbp6). Gene Ontology annotation, biological process: exocytosis; Golgi to plasma membrane transport. NCBI's taxonomy places the organism in Eukaryota, Metazoa, Chordata, Chondrichthyes, Lamniformes, Lamnidae. The record is from RefSeq and is a predicted model, not a curated record. The transcript is spliced from 6 exons. Bases 148 to 780 code for a protein of 210 amino acids. Gene Ontology annotation, cellular component: exocyst; plasma membrane. Gene Ontology annotation, molecular function: phosphatidylinositol-4,5-bisphosphate binding.
GGGGGGGAGAGGGCGAGGGGGGAGCACCGGACCCGGACCGGACCCGGACCGGACCCGCCACUUCACCGCCUCAGCAAGACGGAGAAACUUUAUCCUUGUUGUAACCGCGGGGUACAUUAAGUAAGCUGCCUUCUCUUCCAAUCCAAGAUGAGUGCCAAAUCUGCUAUCAGUAAGGAGGUUUUUGCUCCACAUGAUGAAAGAAUGCUUGCGGCAGUCCAGGUUAAGCGAAGAACCAAAAAAAAGAUUCCGUUUCUAGCGACAGGAGGUCAGGGAGAAUAUUUGACCUACAUCUGCCUGUCAGUGACCAAUAAGAAGCCAGCACUGGUUUCCAUUACCAAGGUCAAGCAGUUUGAAGGGUCAUCAUCUUUUGUGAGAAGGUCACAGUGGAUGCUUGAGCAGCUUCGACAAGCGAAUGGUAUAGACCCCAAUAAGGAUUGUCCUGAAUUUGACCUAGUGUUUGAGAAUGCCUUUGACCAGUGGGUUGCAAACACAGCCUCGGAGAAAUGCACUUUCUUUCAAAUCCUUCACAAUAUUUCUCAGCGAUAUCUUUCAGACAAGAAGCCAGAGUUCAUCAAUUGCCAAUCUAAAGUGUUGGGAGGAAAUAGUAUCUUGCAUUCAGCUGCAGACAGUGUUACUAGUGCGGUCCAGAAAGCCAGCCAAGCCCUGAACGAACGCGGUGAAAGGUUAGGCCGAGCCGAAAAGCAAACUGCAGAGAUGAUGAACAGCUCCCAGCAAUUUGCAGAAACUGCACACAAGCUUGCAAUGAAGCACAAAUGCUGAGCAGUUGCCAAACAAUUUGAGAGUUGUGUCCAGGGUGAUCUUCACGCAGAGUGACAGAAGUUUGUGUCUGUACAUUUCCUUCAAUGGAAAUUUAUUUCUUCAGACUUGAUGCUGCCAAUAGUAGAAUAUGUUUAAAUAUUUUUUUAAAAUUUAAUUAGCAAUGUUUAACAAAAACAAAAUAUUGUCUUGAUCUUUUUUCAGUGUCUUAGAGAUCCAGGCUAUUAGUAGCCCUGAAUGACUAUAGCUGUACGCUUUCAUCUUAUACAUACAGCUUUUAAUUAAUGUAAUGUUGUAUUACACAAUAUUAAUAAAAAUUUCAAUAAUGAUUUUUUUAAAAACUUAUUUAAACAAUCUUGGAUAAACCAUGUAUUGUGGCUGAAUAGAGUUUUGUUAUAGGAAUUGGACUUUUCGAACUAUAAUGUCACUCGAACUGUGACUGAGAAAUAUGUAAUGUUCAUUUUUAAUGAUGACGACUCAUUUUAAAAUCAACCAGUGAUUAUUCCAAUUACAUUCCAAUGUGAAGCGUACACCGGGACACUGAUACUGACUCAUGAGGAAAACUGGGGUAUUGUGCAGUUGUGAAUGCCAUGAGAAAACUCGAUCUUUCAACCUCCAGGUGGAGAUUAGCACGAGUAUAUUAUUAAGUAGCAUACUGAAAAUAUAAUUUGGGUAAAUGUUUCAUAUUGAAGAAUGUAUCUGUAAAAUGUCAUUAGUUCAGGUGAAUUAUAAUUACUGGUGUUCUGUAACAAUAAACACUGCAGACAACUGCUUGUACAAAUGUUUAAAAAAACAAGAGGCAAUCUUGCCACUUGGUAUACCUUGUUAAUUCUGACUGCAGCAGAGUGUGUGCUGUGAAGUUCUGUGCCUGUCUAUUCAAUGUGUGGGUUAAUGCUCUGUUCUACUGUUUCCAGCCUUAGUAUCAUUAAAACAUUUCAAUUGUGCAGUG